Molecule: messenger RNA, 2252 nt
Organism: Etheostoma cragini (Arkansas darter)
Lineage: Eukaryota; Metazoa; Chordata; Actinopteri; Perciformes; Percidae
Gene: vgll4b
Product: vestigial-like family member 4b
Exons: 5
Coding region: 296-1249 (317 amino acids)
Biological process (GO): negative regulation of DNA-templated transcription
Molecular function (GO): transcription coactivator binding
Source: RefSeq, a predicted model, not a curated record
CUGGUGCAGCAUAGGAGUCAUACCAAGCAUAGCCUGCGUGUCAGUGCAGUCGACUUACAGCUGGCUGUGAGGAGAACUGACGCUACUCUUUUUUUGUUGUUGCUCUAUCACCGCGAUACAUUUACUCAUAUAAAAAAAAACAUUGGUGUCAAUCUUCUCCGCGAAGUUUUAUUUUAUUAAAGGGGGUUCUUGUAAAACUAAAGUUGAAGGCUGGGCCUUUUUUUUGUAGCUUUUUGACCGUCGCUUGAGAGGAGAAGAAGUAAAAAGCUGGUCUUCUUUUUUAAUAACUCGAUAAAUGCUACUAACGAAAAUGGACCUGUUGAACUACCAGUACCUGGACAAAAUGAACAACAACAUUGGCAUACUCUGCUACGAAGGUGAAGCAGCUUUAAGGGGGGACCCCAGGCUCCAGUCCCUGUCUCUGUCAUCGUCUUCCUCAUCCUCCUCCUCUUCGUCGUCCUCAUCUUCCUCCUCCAUCUCCAACCACAGGACAGGUCCUCCUCCCAUUAGCCCCACCAAGAGGAAGCUAAGCGGGGACCAGGGGGACAGCGACAUGGACGACAAUGAGCAUGUGGCAAAAAUGAGCCGACUGUUUGCUACAAAGCUGAAACCUCAUGGAGACUACCGCAGCUCUUCCAUCGUCAAGGACCGAAGCCGGAGCCCCAUUGAGCGUGUGGUGGUGCCCAGCACUCUGGGUGUCCACAGCAAUCACCUGUACAGCCAUGCCCACCACCACCAUCACCACCUGGCCAUCUUAGCCGGCAUGGACCAGCCUCUGGCACUCACCAAAAACAGCAUGGUGGAGUCUGCACGCGGUAGCACAGCAGCUAUGGCCACACUGUCGCACAAAGUCAGCGCCGUGGAACGCCAGCAGAAUCGUCCUUCAGUUAUCACAUGUGCCCCCGCCAACAACCGCAACUGCAACCUGUCUCACUGUCCCGUCUCACACAACAGCUGUGCAAGCCUUGCUAACAACUACAGGAGAAUCAACACCAAUACAGCAUGCGACCCAGUAAUUGAGGAGCAUUUCCGCCGCAGUCUUGGGAAGAACUACAAGGAGCCCGAGCCCACUGCCACCAACUCGGUGUCCAUCACAGGCUCGGUAGACGACCACUUUGCCAAGGCACUGGGCGAGACCUGGCUGCAGAUUAAAAACAAGGGGAGUCCCUCGUCGUCCGGCAGCAGCCCAAACUCCUCCCCCGACAGCCACAUGGUCAAUCACAACCACUCCCCUUCUGUGGUCUCCUGAAGGAGGGGAGGGGUUUAAUAGGGAUUCGCCUCGGUGUCCCCUGCUCUCCCAAUCAUCUCGGCUCCAACACCCACGCCCUCGUCACUUUGGUCUGUCACCAGCAUCCCAGAGGGAAGGCCUGCCUGCUGGUCUGCUACGAACAUCUGAAAGCCUCAAGCCUGCUCUCUCUUUAUCUAUGCACUCAGAGGAUCAAUCAAGCAUUAACAACAUGGUUGUUUUUUUCUGUCUGUCCUCUCGUAUGGUAUUGCCAGAAAAUAAUCAGUGAUGAGCGUUCAACUCUGGGACUCAACUGGAGCAUCAAGCUGCUCCUUCCAAUCACUCAUCAUCCCUGCAUGUCAAGCUUGGAGCUGAGCAAGUGUCUGUAGUUAUAUGUACAUAAAGAGAGGAACGGUGGGGUUUUAAUUAUUGUUUUUUUUUUUUUUGUUUCUUUCUUUAACACUAGUUUUGUGUACUGCUUUUGCGUUAUGGGAGGCUCGACAUUUGAAAGAAAAGAUAGGUGAGAAACACUUUGGUGAAAAGGAUCACAAACCACCUGACUGUGCUACCAAAGAAACCUCUGACACUGAUGUUUAUCACCGGCCACCUCCAAAAUAUAAAAACAGAAAGCCAUCUUGUAAUAUCCCUUUUGUUUUUAUACUUGUUAAUUCUCUCAUCUUCCUUCUCUCUCCCUCUCGCUAGUGUGUAUGUGUUCUGGGGGUGUUGUUACUGUAUGCGUAUACUUAAGUGAUCGACUCGGUCUAAUUUGCACUACUGCCGUAGAGGGUAAAGGGUGGCAUGUCAAUAUUGUAAUCUGGCACCGCACACACUGGGACUGAUUAAGCUGUUUUGGCGCAGUCUUGUAUAAUCCAGCUUUUGUUGGGACCUCUAUUUGAUCCCAUUAACUGUUAUUUACAAUCAACCUGGGUAUAAUUUCAUCCUGGCUCUGACAGAAAAGUACAAUCCACAUUAUUAUGCAUCAUAUUCUGAAAAAAUGGAAAAUGCCCACCAAUGGGGCUGGGCAGUA